This is a messenger RNA of Coprinopsis cinerea okayama7#130, 3046 nucleotides long. RefSeq lists its product as hypothetical. The transcript has a single exon. Bases 1 to 2955 code for a protein of 984 amino acids. The record is from RefSeq and is a predicted model, not a curated record. Gene Ontology annotation, molecular function: protein binding. Lineage: Eukaryota; Fungi; Basidiomycota; Agaricomycetes; Agaricales; Psathyrellaceae.
AUGGGCGAUGCAUGGGCUGCGUAUCAAAUUGCAGUAGAGGGAAAAUACCGCGCCUUGAAAAAGAGCGACUAUCUGGCCGGUUUCGCCAUCAACAUGCUCCAGGCUCUUGAAGUAUCCGCGAUGAACAAGGGCAAGAUCAGUGCUUCCGCUGUUGAACAAUGGGGGAAACGGCUUCAGACGGUCUUUGACAGGUUGGAUUCAAUGCGACCACCUCGCAACGUCGAAGCUACAAGGUUAGCGAAGGCACGUCUACAAGCUGUUCUCGGUGACAAUUCUGCUCUGUUGUCGCUUCUGCGACAGCGACGCGCUGCUGCACGGACUGAGGGGGUGGAGGGAAAGGAAGGGCAAGGGCGGGCGAUCGACGACGAGACGUGGAGUCUUUGGGCUUGGUCAUUGCACCGCUACCUGGACAGUCAGAAACAGGCAAGGGCGUUGGAAGACCUUUCUCAGGAAAAUUACCAUGCGACGUUGGAGCUACUGCGAUGCCCUCUGGAGACACUGCAGGAGGUUCGUCGCGCCGUACGUCAGGGGAUAAGCAUUGCAGCUACCGGUAUAAAAGACCCCGUCGCCAGAUACAACUGUUCUCAUCCUCCCCAUCGACCUCUACUUCUGGACCUUCUAUUAUGCGGGCUCAUGGAUGCAGAGUCAUUGAAGACCGCGACGGCUCUCGUCGACCAAGUACGGCAGCAACAUUCCGCGUAUGCUUCUCCGGGGCUGGUCAAAGUCCUGGCCAUGAAGCUUAUCCAAUCCAGGGAAUUCGACUUGGCCAAGACAGCCUUGCUCUGCCUUCCGAAAGACGAUUCUGCACAUCCCGACCUAUCUCUUUUCCUCGCAUCGGCAAUGGGUGAUCCUAUGGCAGCCCAACGAAUAUAUCGCGAGUCAUUCAGCGAGAGACAUGAUCCUCGUGCCCAGACGCACUUGCUACGGGCAUAUCUCAACGCUGAAGACGCCCCAGCCACUCUCGGUGCCUUCAAUCGAUUGUUCCCCAAGAACGAAUCCGGACAACGCACCAACAAUCCUCAGCCAGAACAUUAUUCUGUCGUCUUUUCGGCGUUGACGCGACACGACCACGGCAAUGGCAUGGAAAGGUGGAUAGACGAUAUGAAGGUUUCCGGGGGUUUCCGUUUAUCUGACGAGCCUCACGGGCUGGUCGUCGAAUACUAUGCCAACCGUGAUAUGGUUGAAGACCUCGUUUCCCUCUUCACAGAGAUUGACGAACGCCGAGUCCGAGGCGAACGAGCGGGCACCGUAUCCGUCUUCACUUCCGCAAUGGGAUACUUCGCUCGCCGGAGAGAUCCCGUGACGGUAGAAGCCCUAUACAAGCGGAUGAUUCAAUCCGGGAUAGAACCCACUGUUCACACAUUCACAGCCCUCAUGAAUGCCCAUGUGGAGGCUGGGACGUGGACUGGUGUCCUCAAGACGUUCAAGCAUAUCAGAGAUCAUUACCCCUAUACGCGAUUCGACAUCAACAUCUUCAAUAUCCUUUUCAAAGCCUACAUCCACCUUGGUGCCCCAUUCGGCUUCAUUGAGGAGCAAGUAUGGCGGCUGGAGACUCUCGAUAUAAAGCUCAAUGAGUACACAUAUGCCCUCUACCUCGAAGCGGCCUGUGACUUAGGGAACCUCGACAACGUCCGCCGCUUCUAUCGACAAUCCCUCCGGAAACAGAGAAGCGACCCUUCAGCCAAGAUACUUUCGCCCCACUUCUUCAACAUCGCGAUCGCCGCAUUCAACGCGUGGGGGAUGACGAAAGAAGCUAUCUCUGUCUACGAUGAUAUGCUUGCCUUCGGAUUCGAACCCACUUCCCACACCUACGGGUCUGUUGUUCGAGGGCUCGUCCAGAAGCACCAUUUCGGGGGUGCGCCAGCCGCGGAGGACUUCAUCAAGAAGCUCAUCGACCAGUCGGACGGGUUUUGGAAAUCACACCCCGAUGGCCAGGGGACGUGGUAUGAGCACCUCUACGCUCCGCUCUUCCACGUUUAUUCGCGGACUUCCCUGAAAGACGCCGAGCGGCUGUACAGGUCCAUUGUGCAAUCCGGGGAGAAACCAACUUUGCUCUUAUUGACCUUCUUGAUGAGCUCCUAUUCGAAGGCAGGCGACUUGGAAGGCGUCCUCGGGAUCUGGCCAGAAAUCCUCCAGCACGGCGUCCGACAGAUCAACGUUGCUGCUCCCCUCAGGGACGUGGAGACAGUUUCUGCUUCCCAGAACGCACCCGACCCUUGUCUCUGCAUAGCACUCAGCAUCUACAUCGAUUCCUGUGCUUCCCGCGGCCUUCACUCGAAGGUGGCAGAGGCUUGGCGGGAUUACCAGCAACAUCAUCUCAAACUCGAUCAUAUCAACUGGACGUCUCUCACUCUUGCGAUGAUUCGAGCCGGUGACCCAGUCCGCGCGUUCGAGAUCGUUCAAAACAUCAAUAUCGCCAACCAACGAGCUGCUCAUGAAUUCGAUUUCGAAAUGAACAACCCAAAUACACCAUUGCUCUACGACGCUCCAGUACCGACAUCCCCUGGCCAGGUCGACCCUCGCACAUCAACACAUCUAUUUCGUCGCUCUCUAUGGGAUUCUCCGUCACGUCGGAUUGUUAUGCGUCGGGCUUUCAUUGGCCCUCCACGCUAUGAACACGCCGAGAAGGAUAGACACCUCAUGCAAUUGGAACGGCUGAUCAAGAAGGCACCGACAUGGAACGUGUGGCGACCUCACUGGACGGUUUUGCGAUCCCUGCUACGAGUCGUUAAUAAACUGGAGGAAGGAUAUUGCAUUCGUCCGUCUACACGAACCGACCAAGGCAUCGUUAUGGUUGAGUCGGAGCCGGAUGUUCCUAGGGCGCACGCUAUGCUCAACGCCAUCAUGACGAAGUAUCCGGAGGCUUUCGAAGCGGUCAUGGAUUUCAGGGAGAAGGAAAUGGCGAAGUUUGGGGAAUUGAAGUUCGGUAAGAUGUACAAACGGAUAUUGAAGUAAUUUGCAUACGCCAGUCCAUAUUACUAGUUAGAACAGAGCAUAAUACAUAGCGCUAUCGGACAUCCAGUCGGAUAAUUCUAUUCGUUACAAA